This is a messenger RNA of Heterocephalus glaber (naked mole-rat), 13233 nucleotides long. It is a transcript of the gene Hif1an, whose product is annotated as hypoxia inducible factor 1 subunit alpha inhibitor. The record is from RefSeq and is a predicted model, not a curated record. Gene Ontology annotation, molecular function: peptidyl-histidine dioxygenase activity; [protein]-asparagine 3-dioxygenase activity; ankyrin repeat binding. NCBI's taxonomy places the organism in Eukaryota, Metazoa, Chordata, Mammalia, Rodentia, Bathyergidae. Gene Ontology annotation, biological process: negative regulation of Notch signaling pathway. Gene Ontology annotation, cellular component: nucleus; cytoplasm.
UCUUACAUUUUGGAGGCAGCGCUGGGAUGCCCGGGUGUGCUUCACUGCAGUCAGCUCCUCGGAGCGUUUGGUAAGCCCUUCGGUCUUACACUUACCGCUCUCUCUUUCGACUCAUCUCUAUGGUUUCCGUUGGGGUUUCGCCCGGAAUGGGCGGGGCUUCUGUUUCCGGUGGGAUUGUCCCUAGCGGAAGAGAUGGCGGCUGCGGCCCCUGGCCCUGGAGAGCCUCGGGAAGAUGCUGAAGCGCUGGGCCCCGCCUGGGAUGAAUCCCAGCUGCGCAGUUAUAGCUUCCAGACACGCCCCAUUCCGCGUCUGAGCCAGAGCGACCCUCGGGCGGAGGAGCUCAUCGAGAACGAGGAGCCUGUGGUGCUAACCGACACAAAUCUUGUGUACCCUGCCCUAAAAUGGGACCUUGAAUACCUGCAAGAGAAUAUUGGGAACGGAGACUUCUCUGUGUACAGUGCCGGCACCCACAAGUUUUUGUACUAUGAUGAGAAGAAAAUGGCUAAUUUCCAGAACUUUAAGCCCAGGUCCAACAGGGAGGAAAUGAAAUUUCAUGAGUUUGUCGAGAAACUGCAGGAUAUACAGCAGCGAGGAGGGGAAGAGAGGUUGUAUCUACAGCAAACUCUCAAUGAUACCGUGGGCAGGAAAAUUGUCAUGGACUUCUUGGGUUUUAAUUGGAACUGGAUUAAUAAGCAACAGGGAAAGCGUGGCUGGGGACAACUGACCUCUAAUCUGCUGCUCAUUGGCAUGGAAGGAAAUGUGACACCCGCUCACUAUGAUGAACAACAGAACUUCUUUGCUCAGAUAAAAGGCCAUAAGCGAUGCAUCUUAUUCCCACCGGAUCAGUUUGAGUGCCUCUACCCAUAUCCUGUCCAUCACCCAUGUGACAGACAGAGCCAGGUGGACUUUGACAAUCCUGACUAUGAGAGAUUCCCCAAUUUCCAAAACGUGGUUGGUUAUGAAACAGUGGUUGGCCCUGGUGAUGUUCUUUACAUCCCAAUGUACUGGUGGCAUCACAUAGAGUCUUUGCUAAAUGGGGGGAUCACCAUCACUGUGAACUUCUGGUAUAAGGGGGCUCCCACCCCUAAGAGAAUUGAAUAUCCUCUCAAAGCUCAUCAGAAAGUGGCCAUUAUGAGAAAUAUUGAGAAGAUGCUUGGAGAGGCCUUAGGGAACCCACAAGAGGUGGGGCCCUUGUUGAACACAAUGAUCAAGGGCCGAUACAACUAGCCUGCCAGGGGUCAAAGCCACCUGCUGUCCCGUCCACACGACUUCGUUGAUGAGGACAGGAGACUCCAAGCACUAGUACUGCACGCUGCACUUAAUGGACUGGACUCUUGCCAAGGCCCUGAGGCAGGUGUUUGGGGCAAGGCAGAGUGGUUACACUCUGCUGCCAUUCAGAGGGACUUCUCAUCCUUGCCUCUUGUGCCCCAGCACCUUCCCUCUCUGCCCUCUGAAGUCCUGCAUUCAGUGUGUGGAGUCCCAGCUUCUGAUUGUCAUCAUGUCCGUGUGUGUUAGUCUUGUCAACCUUGGGAUGUGUGUGCAUGCACACACGUGUAUCUAUCUGUUCCUUGUUCUCUCCUGGAUCAGGGAAUCACUUCUGGCUGUUUGUCCUGUCUCCUGCAACCUCGGUGCCUCAGCCUGAGAGAGCGGAGAUGUUCUUGGACCCCCCACUACAUCUGGGCUGCAGGGCCACAGCAAAAGUCUAACCAUUAGGUCAGUGUGCCCUCCGCCAUUUUCCGAAGAGCCAGGCUGCAGGCCAGGUGGAAAUGGCUCCUGGGACCCUAAUGGCCAGAUUGCAGGGCCUUGCCAUUGAGAGCCGAGAUGGCUUCCAGUGAGAGAGGAUCAGAUAGGGUUCCGUCUGGGACCUACAAGCUCAAGCCAUCCAUAGAAAGGAACCUUGGAGCGAACGAACCAAGGAGUGGCAUACAUUCCAGAUUACAGAAACACAGCUUUUCUCUUUCAGUAGCAGCUCUUGCCCGUGUACUAGGUAUCAAGGGAGUUCUCCUAGCUGUGGCUCCCGGGGCUCGGAGUGCAAGCCUCUGUGCCAGCGUGCACUUGUAUGUGUGUGUCCACACCGGCCAGCCUCCCUGCUUACCAGGAUUCUCCACUGCUUGCCUUGUCUACUGUGACAGUGUAGUGUGAGCCCCUGGAGGUACUGGCUGACUUAUCCUACAGCUUUUUAACUCAGAUUUUAGUCGUCAUAUGUUGGUCAGGUCUCAGUGCAGCCUGCCUAAGGCUGUCUGGCUAGAGCCUCCAGGCCCUAUGCCCUCCUGUCUGGGCCACGUCCUCUACUCCUGCUGAGCUUGUUGGCUGAGUAGAUGAAAUGGGGUCAGGCUUAGGCAGCUAACACUACUUUGCAUCCACCUCAGGGCAAGGGCAAAGGUGUAGCCCUGCCUCUUAAAGCCAGCGCCUCUGCCAGAAGCCACGCGCCACCCUUGAGGGCAGCUGGUAGGACAUGAAAGUAGAAUUUUCUCUUCUGUUAGUAACUGCUGAUGGGAACCCCUCAGGGCUCAGCUUAGAGCUGAGCAGGUGGCUUUUGCACAGCACAAAGAGACAUCUUUCACAUCUAGUCGGUAGGAGUGGGCCUUUGGAGUUGGGCAGAGCGGUGGCCAUGAAUCUACUCACUUCCAGUCCCGCCAUCAUCCUUUUCUCUGGAAGGGAAGAGGAAGUUGGAAAUCUCUGGUUUUAUUUUCAUCCACUUUUCUUUUUUUUUUUGCCAAAGGUUUACUUCUAAUGUCUGAGCUAUUGCUCUCACUCCUAAAGUUCAGUUUACAGUGCCCUGGUGGACUGAGAUCUGUAUGUAUAUGUGUAUGCACCUAUGUAUGUGUUUUGGGGAGGGGGGUUUGUUUAAUGCCCCCUUCUGGGGUUCUCUGGUGCAGUGUGGGUGUGCAGACAUGGCACCUUCUCAAGCAUGGCUCUUGCAAAUACAGCCAGUGCUGAGAAAUGUGAUUGCAGUGAACUCCAUGCCUCCAUCUCUUUUGGAAAAGAGAAGCACAGCAAAGAGAACAAGGCAGAUGGAGGAUGAACUUGGCCACAGUGACCCUUGGAGAGAGCAGAUACUUUCAUUCUCAGCGUGUCGUCUGUGCUCCUGGCUCCACCCUCCAAGGUGCGGGUGUUUGGCAGCAAGGAGUUGGGUGCCACUGGUUGAUCCUUCCAGGGUGCUGUGGCUCAGGGGAGGCAGGGGGGAGGCUAACCGGGACCGCCUCAGAACUGGCCCUGACCCUAGAGUUUUAGGUGCCUGCAAAGUAGGUAUUGUGAAUUUACAGAGGAAGACGCAUGCUCACAGAGAUUAAGUGAUUAGUCAAGAUUCAAAUCUAGCGCUGUUUGGCUGCAAACCCCCCACUUCUGCCUUUCAACCAAACUGUUGGUUCUCCUACUUCCCUCCCUCAUACCACAGGUCCUCUCCUUGGCACAGUGUCUGCAGGGAGUCAGCCCAGGAGGAUGCGGAAGGCCUAGCUUCAGUUUACAGCCCUGGGCUCUAGCUAAAGACAUGUGGGAAGCUGUAUUAGGAGUUAAGAGUGCUGGGGGAGGCUGGGGGACUGAACUCUAGAUCCUGUCACAUGACUGUGUGCCCUUUAAUAGGUCUCAUAGUUCUCCCAGCAUUCUUGUUCAUCAUAAAAUUGAAGCUUUAGUUCUAGAUGAGUGCUGAGAGGCUUUUUUGUUUUUGUUUGUUUGAGACAGAGUCUCACUUCGAAGCCCAGGCUGCCCUCAAAUUCGAAGCAGUCCUGCCUCAGCCUCCUGAAUGCUGGGAUUACAGGAGUGGCCCCCCUUACCCAGCUUGCUAAGAGUUGGUUUUUUUUAACUCACUGUGUACUUUAGGCUGGCCUCGGACUCAAGGCAAUCCUGCCUCAACCAAGUGGUGGGUGUUACAGGUGUGUGCCACCCCGCCCAGCAAGAGUCUUGAUUAUUGGUCUGCUGCCACUUCCCCCAGGAGAGAGUUGGCAGUCCUCCCUUUGCUUCUCUAAGGGUAAGGACUGUUGAGGCUCAAAUUCUGCUUGUGGUAGAGCAGAAGUUGCUGGUAGCUUGCUUACCCCAUAUCCUAGCUGACGGCGAGUGCAGCAGAUACACCAAGGCAAAAUGGGAACUUGGGCCUGCCUAGAGGUCAGCCAUGUUGCACGCUUCUAUUUUCACACCCCAGGUACAGAGGAAACUUACUUUGUGAAGUCAAAUAUUUGUUUGGGAGAUGGGGUCAGAGGUAGAGGAGGGGCUGUUCUGGGCAUCAGUUGAGCAGAUGCCCAGGAUGCCUGGGGGAGACCAGCUUCCCCUACAAAUCAGAGCUCUAAAUUACAAGGUUUUUACCAACGGGAACAGUUGGGGGAAGUCGUCUGCUCUCAUUUGCGUAAUGGUUUCUGUCACUGGUGAUUAGACACAGGAUGAAGGAAAAGAAAUUUGACAAUUAGGAAUGAGCAAUCAUUAAUCUGAAUCUGUUAGGAGAUGGGGGAAAGGAUUCUUAACGAUGGCCCAGACCAGUAUGUGGAGACAUUGCUUCUGCUCCCCAGAGACACCUGGGCAAAAUACCCUUUUAGUGUUUCCACAAGUGGGAAGAGCUUUUAUAGCCAAACAAAGACAAGUCCCCAGCCUGAGGUAGGUACAGGAACAGACGUCUUUGAGCAUGAGCCAACAAAGAUAAGAGAUGGAUGAUGUCAAAUUUACAACCCUUAGGACAAAGAAUAAUGAGAGUUUUGACAUGUGUCUGUUGUUUGGGGAAAUGUUUCUUUAAUAGUCAACACUCUUGAUCCCGCAAUUGUGCUAAGUCUUUGUCAUGUUCCAUCACUAGGGUGUGAGGGAAACCCGGUUGUCAUCAGACCCCGUGAGCUUCCAAUUGGCUGGGAAGGAAAGCAUGGCAGAGCAGGGGUGGGACUGGGACCCACCCUCUGUAUGCUGAGUACCCUGCGUGCACAAGGUCGGGGGUCAUUGAGGAGGUCGAGUAGAGAGCACCACUUGCUCUUCUAGGCUGCUCUGAGCCCUUGGCUCUCCAGGGAGGGACUAGUCUCCCCAAGCCCACCAGCAGUGAGUCUUUGUUGUUUUUUGCUUUUCUACAUCAGCACGUUAGUGACUGUGCACAGCAUUGAAGCCCUUGGCCCAGACAUGACCCAGCGCUGAGGUUAGCUGAGAGGCUGAGUCUCAAGGCAUGGAGUAUUCUGACUGGGAUCUUCCUGUGUUUCUGAGUCACUGCCUCUUUCCCGUCUCCCCCUUCAGGCUUUCCAAGGACAGUAUUAACUUGCACCAAGCGGCAUUGGUGCCUUAGUUUUGAGUCUUAUUUAUAGAAGGUUCCUUACAUCAAGGGGCUCCUCAAGAACAGGGAGGGCUUAGUGCUGGCUCUUUCAGAAUGUGAGUUUCUCAAGAAUGGGGCUGUCUCCCCUCAGUAUGUUCCCUACCUCUGGGUAUUUUACCCUCAAGAUUCUGGCACGGAAUUUAGCAAAGGCUCCAGGCAAUGACCCUUAGUGACCAGUUUUCCCGAGGUGGGCUAGAUAGUGGAAUUUACCUGGAAAUAAGUAGCUUAUGAGGUUCCUGAGGCCCUGCCCUCUGAAUGCAUGUCCUCCCCUUUGAGCCCUUUAGCUGCUAGUUCUCUGGUCCCUCCCACUUCUCUUGGUGUUCUCUCACUUCCUGCUCUAAUGGGAUGUUCAGCUUCCCUUUCUAGCACUUCGCUGAGUUUCUCAUUAGCUUUCCCCAGCCUGGGCUUUCCAGUGGUCCCUGCACCAAGGCCUUUUUGCUCAGCAGUUGCCCUUCCCUCAGAUGGACAGAUUCCCUGUAGGAGCCCCUCCCUGCCGUCACCCUUGUUCACCUUCUGUUUCUGACCUCAGGAAGCUCUGUUGUACUCCUAGUCAGUCCUGUUCUGCCUGCUCUGCUCCCUGGCCAUUCCCGUCAGACGUCUUGGAUCAGCUUGUUCGCUCUGGUGGCCCUUUUGAUUGUCCUUUAGUUUACUCCUCAUAGGCCAUGGGGUCCUGCCGAGCACAGACAAGCAGCCUCUGGGCUGGUGGGCCUAUGAUCAGUGAGUUAGAGAAGAAACCUAGAGAAUAAUAGGGAACCAGGGUCUGGGGAGUAGAAAGUUGGUCAGAAGACUACAAAUGGUGCAAGGUUUGAUGAACCAGGGUAGAAGAACUGCAAUUUAUGUUCCUAUCUGUGUGCCUUAGGGUCCGGUGAUUUAUGGUUGAAAGGCAUCUUGUGACCGUCUAAUUUCUCUCAGGUCUUUGGCUCGAUGUCCCCAAGCUUGUCUGAUCCCCUGGGUCUAUUAAGUGCCAGAAGGGAAAGCACACACUGAGUAGUCUGGUGUCAGGAGUGGAGGUUGGGAUGAGGGGGCUCUGGAGGGUGGGACAGGAGAAAGGGGCCCGGUGGUUGGCUUGUGCCAGACUGUGUUCUCCAGGAGUCUGAGUGCAAGAAACCCUAAAAUGGCCCCUUACCCCUAACAUCUGGUUUCUGGUAGUUUGGGAAAGAAGAUGUGUCCUUUAGCUCUCUAUAGAAAACAGUCUAGUGUAGGGUCUUAAAGCAUGGAUUUUAGAGGUAAAUAUCAGUCUGGAUUUCUAUCUUUGCCACUUCUAAUUGGGUUUGACCUAUGUUGAUUUACUUCACCUGUCUGAGUUUUCUCAACUAAAUGAUAUGUAGGGCUGGGGACAGUGAUGUUGAAACUACCUCAGGCUUGGGUUAAUGGAAACAGUGUGUAAAGCUCUAGCACAGUGCCUGGCAGGCACUUAAUAAAUGACUGUGGUGGGGGUGGUGGUUAUGUUUAUUAUGUGACUUGGAAACUUGGCUUCAAUGAUGUCUAAACAGAUUUCCAGUGAUUCUUUGCCUUUAGAGAACAGCACUGGGAAGAACAAGAAGAAAGGUCCGUAAGAGACAUCUAUGGAGUUGGAAGCAGACAAAAGAGUUUCGGUUCCUACACUUCGUCCAGAGGAGUGUCUGAUGCCUCUUCUACCUGGUUAGGCAGAUUCUUACUGUCGCAGCAUCCUGGCCCCUGGCAAGGAGCUAUCACUGAGUGACAGGCUGAUCCCCUUUCUUCCUCACUCCAAGAGAUCCUAGGCUCAGUUCCUGGGCAGGGCCCGGUGUGAGCUUCAGCUUCUGCUUUUGGUACCAGGCCUCACCUCUUCUCAGGGACCUCAGACUCACAAGAGCCCCAUCUCCACUGCUGUCACUGGGGAACAAUCUUUCAAAAGCCCUUUGGAAGAGACGGUAUGGCAGGGGCCAGGGGUUUAGCUCAGUGGCGCUGUGCUUGCCUGGCUUGCAAGUGCAAGGUCCUGAGUUCGAUCUCCGGUACCAGAGAAAAAAGUAUGGCAGUCAGAUCAAGCCCCUUAGUUUGCUUGUAGUCCACACUCCUUGAUCUGUUAAGUUACAAGUCUAUUUAGGUUGAUCCAGAACAGAGGGGCAUUCAGAAGAGAAUUCAGAAAAAUACGAGUGAGAUAAUUAGUAGCUACUAUCUCGUGUGUGUUUCUGUUCCAGGAGUAAUGCUAGUUCUUUCCCUGGGUGCUGUCAAUUCAGCAGGGGAGUCAGCAAGCAGGAGAGUUCAGGGUGCACCAAAGAGAAGCAUGUGACCCACCUCAGUGUUCAUGGGAGCCCUGCAGGAGGUGACAGUCUGAGUUGGGGUCUGGAAAUUGUAUAGUUGUUACUUGGAUUGGGGAGAAGCAAAAAGUUGCUCCUCUGGCUUCUCUUUCUCCUGGUCCAAAGAUAAAGACUGUUCCGUGUUUAAGGGUCCUGUGAGUUACUCCAGGGAAAGGGCCAGAUGAUAGAUCCCAAAAAGAAGUCAUUAGUCCCAGCAAUCUUUGAAAAUCAGUUUGGUUGCUAACCCACAUUUACCCUGGAGUGCAGAUAGAUCGCUCAUUUGUAGCCACUCCACUGUGCUUGGCAUUCUGGUCUCUGGACCAGACCCUGUUGGAAGAGACUGAAUCGAGUUACUCAGACUUCAGCCUGAAGCACCUUCUGCCUGGCUGGGAUUUUCAGUAGCCUUUGACCCCCGAUGUUAGAAGGUAUCUCACCUCCAGCCACCUCCCCUUGUCUCCACUCGGAGCCAAGCCUCUCUGCAGUGCCCCUGUGUAGCCCCUCUGGUGCCCCUAGUGCUGUCCCUGGGGUGAAGAAGAUGCCUUGGGCUAAGCCAUCCUUCAGCUGCAGGCCACUAGAGUCACUGUGCCCUCACCUUUGUUUCUAGACAGCUGGUUCUGGGCCUUAGGUGUCUACUGUUCGGGCCUUGCCAGUUGUGCUGUUUCACUGUGUUUGCUUAAGACCUAUUCACCUCGUCAUUACAGUCUAUCCUGUUUGGUCCUUAAUGAAAUCUGAUGUACAUCUGGCAGUUUUUAUUCUCUCUGGAAUAUAGCAUAUAGUGCAUUGUGGGUAGUGAUUGAGGAUGCUUUACACACUAGAUGUGCCAUUCUGUGUGGCCUCGAGAAAAAGACAAAACUGCUUGAAACUCAGGUUCCUGUGCAUGGGGAUAACAUUACUCUCACCUUGUUAGGGUUACAUGAAUUUAUGUGAGGUCAUAGCAAGCUGUCAUCCUUAGCUUCUGGAGGCCUCAGGCUGCCUUCUUACAGUCUGCUUUAUCCAGCUUUUUUUUUUUUUUUUGAGGCAGAGUCUCAAUAUGUAGUCCAGGCUGGCCUUAAACUCAGUAUGAAGGCCAGGCUGGCCUCCCAUCAAGCUUUUUGACAGAGGCCCUGUGUCCAAUCUCAGGACCUAUCUCGUCAACUCCUGAGCAGGGUGCAGAUACAAGCAUCAGUUCUUUGUGCUAGCAUUCCGUAGUCCUUCUCAUUGACCUUAGACUUUCAAAGCACCCUGUCACCACUGUCAUUGAUAGAUGGUCUCCCCAAAUUCUUUUAAUAUGAAAAAUACUUCACACUGCAAACAAAAGACAUCAGGACUUGCCCCCAAGGGGAUAAGAGAAGAGGUCUCAGAAGAGGCACUGAUUUGUGCAGUCAGGGAGUGGUAGAGGGCAGGCAGGGGAUCCUGGGCUGUGUGCAGCAUGUGUAGUGGACAGGGACGCGGGAGAAGAUGGGCACAGGCUGCCCUGCUGGUCUAGAGGCAGACGACCGUAGGGUUGAAAAGGCCACCUCCUUCCACUUUUGUGUCGCACUCUUCUGGGGGUUGGGGUUGAGACACGGUCUCAUCAUCAGGCUGACCUUGAACUUACCAUGUAGCCCAGGCGGGCCUCAGCCUCCCGGCUGCUGAGGUUACUGAGGUUCCAAGCAUGUGCUGCCGUGCCCAGCUGAGCUUGCACUCUUGGCCGUGUUACUUGAGCAAAGCCCCAGCAACUCUAGUGGGCAAGGCUGUGUUCUCAUGAGGACUUGUGUGAUGCAUUGCCCAGAAUGGAGCUUGGAGGUGGUUCUGAGGCUUGAGUUCUCCCUUGCCACUCCUAACUCUGCAGCCCUAGGUAACCACCUGCAGGGCCCUCAGCCUCUGCCCCUGUGGGAAGUAGGAAGUCCUGUGUGUCCUGCAGCAUUGUUAGGAGGUUUUCUGAGAACGUUUCUGAAACCCCAGCUCAGAGUUGGUGUUCAGGACACAGGGUUAGUACGAAUAUUGCCUAAGAACAGUGUUUUAUACUGGUAGCAGGGCUUUUCUGACUCUACUCUGAGUCAAGCUACCAUGGAAUAACAGAAAAGGUGAGUAUGGGUAGGGGAAGCAAAAUGGAAAGAAAAGGGUGGAAGGGACUGCAAGUCCACGAAGGGCAGAGUUAGGAAUAAAGAUGGUUUUGCUGCAGCAGGAUCUCGAAGAAUAAGAAGAAAGACCUAGACUCUGGGUUGCUGUCUCUUCCUCAGAACAGAGGAAAUGAAGCAGGAGGGUAAAUGCAGAACAUAGCUGCCGAGUAGAAAGAACACGGUGAGUGCCAGGGAACCUAAGUGUGGAAUGUACUUCUCGAGGACUGUGUGACUUAGGCAUGUUAGUCUUGCUGUGUCACAGUCCCCUCCUGUUUGUAUGUGUAUAUGGUUUUUGGUUUUGUUUUUUGAGACUGGGUCUUGCUGUGUAAGUCAGGCUGGUCUUGAACUCACUAUGUAGCCCAGGCUGGUCUCAAACUUACGGAAAUCCUCUUGCCUUAGCCUCGCAAGUGCUGAGAUUAUAGGUGUGCUUCACCAUGCCUAGCUGUCCUCAUCAUUAAUGUUGGUUAGUAAUACUCCUCCCUUCCCGGGUUGGUGGGACAAUAUAUGUGAAAGUGCUGCAUUAACUAAGCAUUGAAUACAUGUCAGUGGUUGGGUGUUACUGGGAGAACUUUUCCAGAGGUGGGUACAGAAGUUCCAAAGUUUCCAUGCAAGAGCCUCCUUGGUCCUAGAAAUCACUGAAGCAGCAUUUUCCUUAAAACACUCACUGUGCCAAAAUUUGACUAGUAAGGAUGUUGAUGUAGGAAGGAAAAGCAGUAUGGCGAGCAAGAGUAGCUUUCAAAGUUAUAUGGACUAGUCUGUCUUCCCCCACCCCGCCCCCAGUUAACUACUCUUAGUGACAUAAAUCCUGGGUGUAUUUGUGAUGGGAUUAAGACAGUGUAGGUCCUGCCAUGGGUUAGUGGGGUCAAGCCUACCUCCACUUGUUGAGGGCUCCACAAGUGCAUGUUGUUUCUGUGCUUGAUACUCAGUUUCAGGGCUGGUUGUGGCCUCAUGGCUGGACAAAGAUCAGCAAAUUCCUUUGCUUUGGUUGAGACAUUGAAGAUAAUGUUAGGCUACCAACUCCUGUUUCAGUGACCUGACACAGCAACUUACAUCCUUAAGCAUGGAAAUAAUCUCUGGCUAGCCUAUGUAUUGGUCAUGAACUAAUCCAGUCUUGGGUCAUGAGUUGGAGCAAAAUAUUCUGAGAUAUAGUGAACAGUGACUUCUUCCAGCUGCUCAGGAGUCAUUUCUGCACUUGGUUCUGUAUGUGUCUCGGUGCUCUCAGCAGUGCUCUGGUGAGUUCAGCACCAGCAACACGGCUUCUUCACUGUCUGCAUUGAUGUUUUGUAGAUCUCAUGGGUCAUGGUAUAUGCCCGUGUUGGAUGAACAGUCUUAGCCUUGCAAGGCUGUGUGUCAACAACUAGAGCACCUUGAGCUUGAUGGGUUGGUGGAGGUGUAGGCCCAGAUGGUCAGGGCAUUUUGGGUGAUGUGGUAGGGUCUCCAGGCUGGGCUGACUUCAUGUGAUCAGAAUAUUGGAGAAUGUUAUUUUUUGGACUCACUGGUAUGAGGACUCAGCAGUGGACUCAAGAGCUGUAGCACCCAGAGAAGUGCAGUGGUAUCGCCUGACUUAGGCUGUGACUGGAGUGUUGCCUUAAUGUCCUUUGUGACUUGAUAGAUGUCCUCAAUCGCUGCCUCGUCUUCCCAGCUCAUCAUCAUCUUCAGAGAGACUGUCCUCUGUUUCCUGCUCAGGUAGAUUUGAAAGUGAGUCCUUGGUUGGUUGGUAGUCUCUAAAGGAGAGUAUUUCUGUGCAUUGGCAACCUUACAAAGAUGUGACAGCUUUGCUGGUACUAAAUCUUGGCUUCAACUUGAGCACCUUGAGGAAUGGAAACACAUUUUCACCGUGAUACUCAGUAACCUCCUGCUCAGUUACACACACGAGGCCAGUCUCGGCUGACUCCUGGCAGAAUAGCAGAUCCAGACACUUUCAUCAGUUAAGCCUUUCAUGAUAAGAUAUGGAGUCAUCUCAGAAUAUGUUGGAAAAGCUUGAAUCAGCUGAUGAAGACCUGCCCAGUGGCUCCAAGGAAUGAGUGGACUUUCAGAUCACAGCUCCGUAUAGAAAGCCAUGUCACUGCCUCCUUGAAGUCCAGAUCUUUACCAAGGUCAGUCGCAGGAGCCAGUGUUGCAGGUUUGACUGCAGUGAAUCGUGCGAUAACCCUUUUUUGUCACUGUGCCAUUGAACUUCAAGAAAGUUUUCGUACAAGAUAGGAGACCAGAGUAAAUGUUAACUUACUGACCUUGUGCUUGGCUUCAGACAUGACUCAUACACCUGCUUUCCAUGGCAUCAUAGUAUCUGCCUCUGUGGGGACACCUCAUUGUGGUUGUAGCUUUUGAACUCAGGUACUAUCUUGUGUAUUCCAGGAAACAUUGCUGUCAACAUGUUGAGGCUCACGGUGGUUCUGCCUCAUGUCAAGCUUUUGGCUGUUGGCAUCUUGAGGAAGGUAAAGCCUGCUGCUUUGAAGGCAGACUAUGGUGGUAGAAGCACAGUGUCCCCUUCGGUUUGUCCUAUCUCUAAAGACAACAGCACUAUAGAAGUGCUUGUUCUUGUUCCCUGAACUAGGUUUGAAUCUUGGUUUCACCUUUCCCUGACAAUGAGACUGUUAGAUUCCUACUUACAGUCUCAGGUCGGAUUUCCUGACAGGUGGAAUCACAGGGCCAUUGGAUAUGGAAAGGACAGCUCAGUGAAAGUUAACUCAGUGCCCAAUACCCACUAAGUGCUUGGUAAAUGUUAGUUCCCUUUCUUCCAAGUCUUUCUCCUUAGGAAGCAUCCAAUUCACCCAGCAUGAAAAAGAGGACUCAGGUGUCUGCCUCAGUGUGAACAAUGCCAAGUUUCCCUUCUUUUCCAGGGGGACAUCAGUGGAGGCAGGACUCUACAGUAUGGGACACGGAAUGUGGUCCUCUGUCCAUCUAAUCGUGAGUGUGGGGCUGAGGUGGAGCAGUAGUCUCAAGUAUUGUAGGGAAAUGUCAGACUAGAACAGGGCACUAAAUUAAGGUCCACAUCACCUUAGGAACAGUGACCACAGGCCAGGGUUGUAAAAACUCCUACAUUCAGUCAAGUAUCAUCUUAAAACAUCAAAGUGGUGGUCCUCUUAGAAAGAAAGGAAAAACGGGAAAAAAGUGUUAAUUAUUUUCAGAGCCAAGGAAAUAUACCACCCAGUCCAGGUUAUGACACAUUGAAUGGGGUUCUAGACGUGUGUGACGAAGUACAGUUAGGUGCUGGAGAACAUCAGCUCAGGAUACAAGAUGACAAACCACCUCCUCAUGUAACAGAAGCCCUGCGGUAGGGCUUUGAAGGCCAUCAAUAGGGGUUGCUGGGUCCCUUUUAGAAUCCAGUCAGUGGCCUAACCAGUGUUUCUGGUUGCUUUUUAACCUCAGCCACCUGAGAAGGUAACCCAAAGUAGAUAGGGUUACAUCAGUUAUUUUCUUGAUAAGCAUCUUUUAAUUAUGGAGACCUUAGAACAAAGGAUAGCCAUGUUUAGGAACAUCAAACCCAUACCAUUAGUGUUUGCUUUAAGGAAUCUAUGCAAUUUGUAUUUUAAGUCCUUGACAUAUGGAAGAUAAUUUGUUAGAGUGACAGGUUUGCUUUGUAAUGGCAAUUAAAAAGUGUUGGAUAUUUAUACUUGAA